Molecule: messenger RNA, 2129 nt
Organism: Electrophorus electricus (electric eel)
Lineage: Eukaryota; Metazoa; Chordata; Actinopteri; Gymnotiformes; Gymnotidae
Source: RefSeq, a predicted model, not a curated record
AUGGCUCCCCAGUGGAUUGCGAUGUUCUGCACUUUGUGUGGAGUUAUAAUCGGACAAGAAUGCUGUAGCAGUGGUCGUGCGUGUGCUCGGGGCUAUCAGCACUGUGCUUCCGUUGCCUAUGUAUCCCACUCCUCUCCCUGCAGGCUGGUGCAGAAACACUGCUGUGAGGCUGCAGUACAAGAUGGCAUCUGUGCCAAAGGAAUCACCGCUGCCAAAAGACCAGGAGCGUGUGAACUCUCUUCCUUCCAGGGAGACCUUUGGGAAGUCAAAACUGCCAAGAUGUGCUGUGAAUGCUGUGAGCUGGGCAUGCUGAUGCAAAAAGAGGCUCACGACUGUGAGCUGCCGAUCGCGCUGAGCACCCCCUGCUGGGCCACGGCUCGGGCCUGCUGCCAAGAUGGGCGUCGCGGUCCGGCCCUUUUACAACUGUUUUUAUCAGUGUCACUGAAUAACACUGGCCCUGGCAAUGGAGGAAACACAGAGAGCACUCACUUGUGUGCAGGCAUUUCCAGAUGUUCCCAGCUGUGCAUCGGAAACGGCUCCUGUGCCUGCCUGCAGGGCUAUCGUCUGGGGUCUGAUGGUUACAGCUGUGAAGAUUACAAUGAGUGUCUGGCUGGAGUUCACAGCUGCAGCCUGGGUGAGAGGUGCAUCAACACGGAGGGAUCCUACCGCUGCCAGAGAGAGACUAGCUGUGGCACAGGCUACGAGCUGACCGACGCCAAUGCCUGCCACGAUAUAGAUGAGUGUGCGAUAGGGACACACAACUGUGGCCCUGGGUUCACGUGUCAGAACACUCCUGGAUCGUUCCGCUGCCAUCCGCAGCAGCAGUGUGGGGUCGGCUUUAUCCAGGAUGCUGUUGGAAGCUGCAUUGACAUAAAUGAGUGUGUAAAUGAGGACAACCCAUGCCAGUCUGCACACACAUGUAUUAACACUGUGGGUUCCUACGUCUGCCAGAGGCUCUCAGUGAGCUGUGGACGUGGAUAUCACCUGAACAAAGAGGGCACGCACUGCUUGGACGUGGACGAGUGCGGAGGGCGUGGUAAGCCCUGUCAGGGCCACAGCUGUGUAAACGUGCUGGGCUCCUUCCGCUGCGAGUGUCGCUCUGGUUUCACGUUUAACAGCAUCAGCAGGGCGUGCGAGGAUGUGGAUGAAUGCAUGAGCUACCUGGCGCGCUUGUGUGCGCAUGCGUGUGAGAACACUCCCGGGUCCUACCAGUGCAGCUGCCGUGCCGGAUUCAGGCUAGCCAGCGAGGGUGGGAACUGUGAAGACGUGAACGAAUGCGAGAGCAACCCGUGCAGCCAGGAGUGUGCCAAUGUCUACGGCUCCUUCCAGUGCUACUGCCGCCACGGUUACCAGCUCAGCAAUGCAGACGGGGUUACAUGUGAAGAUAUUGAUGAAUGCGCUUUGACUUCUGGCGGUAAAGUUUGCUCUCAUCAUUGUUUCAACACACCUGGCAACUUCCAGUGUUCCUGCCCCCCAGUGGCCUACACACUUUCUCCCAACGGACGCGUGUGUCAGGAUGUCGACGAGUGUGCCACAGGGGCCCACACCUGCUCCACCACACAGAGCUGCUUCAACAUACACGGUGGAUUCCGUUGCCUGUCGUUCGAAUGCCCGCCCCACUUCCGUCGCAUGGCAGACAGCCGCUGUGAGCGCUUGCCGUGCCGAGGGAAUGCUGCUUGCUUGUCCCUGCCGCUAAGGAUCUCUUACUACAACCUCACGUUUCCCACCAACAUCCCCACACCCGCUGCCGUGUUCCGCAUGGGACCGUCUAUGUCGGUCCCCGUGGAUGAUGUCCAGCUUGCCGUCGUCGACGGUGACACUGAAGGGUUCUUUGACGUCCUGAAAAUGCCCAAUGGCGUGAUGGUUUAUCUGCAGAAGCCGCUGGAUGAACCACGAGAUUUUCUGCUCACAGUGGAGAUCACACUGAGCCGCUACAGCAUUGUGAGCCGAUUCAUUGCUAAAAUUGCGGUGUUUGUUGUCAGCGGCUCACCCGUUGUGUCCCAAGUAGUGUCAGAGCUCUGACUCAUGUAUGAUGUACUUUUCCUAUUUCUUAGUAGUAUUGUAACAUUACGGAACUGCAGUCUGAUUCGCUGCAGACUCUUUUACACCCGAAGCCGUGAGGUAUGUGA